UUCUAACUUUUCUCAUCAAUUAUGUUUUGUUACUCUUUUCACUUAUCAUACCUCUCUUCUUUUCUCACCCAUUGCCACUAUUAUCAACAACCCCUUAAAAUAAAUAUUAAUCGAAUCGCGCUGAUAUUGAUCAAAAGAUACCCUCCUCGAAUCCUCGAAUCGCACUGAAAUAAAAAAUCCUCUAGAAAACAAUGCUUUUUAGUGUGUUUCUAGCACUAUUUCUUCCUUGUGUUGGCAUGAGUGUUGUUUUUGUGGUCUACAUGUGUUUUCUUUGUUAUGCCACAACAACAAGGCAACAACAACAACAACCUAAUAUUAAUCAAGAACCUACAAAAGGUGUUAAAGAAAAGGGACUUUCUUCAACACAAUUGGAUAAAUUGCCUAAAGUUAGUGGUCAAGAAUUGGUGAUGGGAAAUGAUUGUGCUGUUUGUUUGGAUGAAAUUGACAAAGAACAUGUGGCAAGAAUUGUACCAGGUUGUAACCAUGGAUUCCAUAUUGAAUGUGCUGAUACUUGGUUGUCCAAACACCCUGUUUGUCCUGUUUGUAGAAGUAAGCUUGAGACAGAGUUAUUUGAUACAACUAAUGAAAACAAUCCUUGCUAAUGGUUUUCUUUCUUUACGGGAUGAGCAAUUGAACCCUUACCAGCAAGAUGAAAAUUUAUCUAGCCAACCAGCUGAGUUACUAAGAUUUUUCUUUUUUUACGAUUUCUUGUAAGGUUGAGCACCUAAUUUAGGUGUUGUGAGAUGAUAAGAGAUUCAAUCAAGACAGAGCAUUUUUCUUUUUGUUU
Molecule: messenger RNA, 787 nt
Organism: Solanum dulcamara
Lineage: Eukaryota; Viridiplantae; Streptophyta; Magnoliopsida; Solanales; Solanaceae
Product: E3 ubiquitin-protein ligase ATL23-like
Exons: 1
Coding region: 192-602 (136 amino acids)
Source: RefSeq, a predicted model, not a curated record